Alosa alosa (allis shad) is the source of this 1611-nucleotide messenger RNA. Its product is annotated as UPF0500 protein C1orf216 homolog. Lineage: Eukaryota; Metazoa; Chordata; Actinopteri; Clupeiformes; Clupeidae. The transcript has 2 exons. Bases 112 to 1131 code for a protein of 339 amino acids. The record is from RefSeq and is a predicted model, not a curated record.
GUCUGUUUUUGUGCGUCCCUGAUUUAGGCUAUGUAAUAAAGACUAGAACACCACUAGCUGUGGAUGAACGGAGAGCGCAAGGUUUUUUUCGCCGAGCGCAGGAGCUGAGAGAUGGGAGCAAUAGCGUCCCACACCCAGUCCAGAAUGCUCCAGCAGGAUCGCCCGAGCAACGCUGCCUAUGGAGGUAUGUCCUCCUCCCUGCGCCUGCUCAGCAAUGGCCCACAGCAGUUUAACAGGAAGUGUGAGAAAGACAGCAACUUCAACUUCCUGGGCGAGGACGACGAGACUUUGGGGGGAGACGAGAACCGCAACCAGGUGAGGCCUCGCUCCCUGGGGCCGCUGGGCCGCGAGCUGCCCACCCCGAUGCACCAUGUCGGGGUUCCUCUGGGGCCGCUGUCCCCGCUGUCCCGCCUGCCCUGCUGGAGCCCACUGGAGCCCCUCCCAGAGGUGGAGAGCGGAGAUGACGGAGGCGGCCGGGUGCCCCCAGAGGGAGCUGAAGAAGGCAGGAUAGACGAAGAGGUGAGGCGACCCAGUGACUUGGAGAAGGAGAAGGAGAGGGAGCUGGAGGAGUCCCAAGACUACAGCGGCAAGGAGGUGGAGGAGGAGGAGGAAGAUGGGUUAGAGUGGGGCGAGAGUGAUGAAGAGUUUGCCUUCAGCUCCCACAGCAGCAGUGCCUCCUCGCUCGUCGACGGCGGAGAGGCCGGCCUUGGCAAUCUCCCAUCUGUCUGGGACCGCCUCUGCAUCGGGGGCCCACCCAGCACUGAGCAAGACCACACCUUCUCAGGCCCUCAGGGGGCCGAGAGCUUCAGGGGGAGCCUGGAAGGGAUGGAGCCGGGGGUGGAGGACGGCUCCUCUGACUCUGAGUGGGACGGCGGUGGUAGCGGCGGCGGCACCGGCGACGAGGUGCUGGAGGCGCUGUGGAGCGCCCAAGACCGGCAGCGCUUCAAGGAGCAAGAGAUGCAGAAGCACCAGCUGCAGCUCACCAUGUACCGGCGCCUGGCGCUGAUCCGCUGGGUGAGAACCCUCCAGGGCCGCGUGCAGGACCAGCAGAACCGCCUGCAGAACAGCUUCGACGUCAUCCUCACACACCGCAAAGAGCUCCUGCGCAUGGGGGCCGCUGCCAGCCACUGAGACGCCAGGAUAGCCCAGGGGAAAGUUCAGAAAGAGUCAGGCGUUAGUGUGGAGAGUGGUGUCAUCCUGGGACUGUCCCCAACCAAAAACGCGAUGAUCAGACCUUGUUCUGUGAUGGUCUCCUUUCCCUCUCCGACUCUGCAGGGAUCAGUGUUGUUUAGUCUAGGUGAUGUCUAGGCUAGUUCUUUCCUGGUGUGUGAUUCCCCUGUUCUGUCUUUCUGCUCCUCGGACAGGCUAUGUAUGAGUGUGUAUGCUAUGCUAUGUAUGUGUGUGUGUGUGUGAGUGACAGCAUGUGUCUGUGCAUCUAUCUGUGUGUGUGAGUGGUUGGUUAUAGGUUGAAUUUCUGCUCCCAGUCAGAGCCCUGGACAGAUACUUAACAAUAACUCUAUAUAUGACCUUUGAAAUAAAUUAUAUUAAAGUUUAUCCAAGAGCUUAUAUCAUAAAUUGAUUCAUAUUAUAUGGAAUAAAUAUCUAACCUCU